CUUCCGAACUUGUUCGUGUUUACACGAGCGGUAAAUUCCUCCCUUCUUCCUCAGUCCUCUCUAUCUCACCGCUGCUGCUGCUUGGGUGUGCAUAUACGCGCGCUUGCGUACGUGCACGUUGCUGGUUACGUGUGUCGUGAUAGCGCGAAUCACAUACACACGUUACGUGCCACAUACACCGCAAAACAGUGAUACCACCGUUCUCGUGUUGCCGCGAGACGCUCUCGGGCAGCACGCGCGACAAAAGCCGAAAGUUGUCGAAUACGAGAGAGAACCGCGGCGUUAAGCGGCGACCGGGACGCGCGAUUGAAACUAAUUCGGGGCCGCGUCGUUAUCAAUACGGUUCGUUUACGUUGCUGUGAUGGGCGGCGCGUUGAAGAGGCGAGGCAAAACGAAUCGACGACAGCGACCAGCGAGUGAGCGUCCGGGAUAAAGUGAGCGACGAAAAGUGAAGAGAGAAGUGAGAGGUCGACGGAGAACGAAGCGACGCGGUGCGGUGUUGCAGUGAUCGGAGACAAUAGGGAGCGUAAGCUACGACCAGGAGGAGGAGGAGGAGGAGGACGCGGAGUUACGGUAUCCCGGAAAAUGACGAUGAUCGCAUGAAGUGGGAGCGCGGUGAAAAAAGAAAUCAUGAGAGCGACGGUGGCGACGACGACGACGACGUUGGGACGUGUUCAGCAACGCACCUGAAUCGACGACAACGACGACACCACAGUACGUCACACGGUGUCGUCCUAGUACCGCGCAACAGCAGCAGAAGCGGCUACUUCGCCACGGUUGUGACGCGACGCGACGAAAGCGGGGCGGAGAAGACCUUCGUCUCGUGCGAGUGAACGGAUAGGACCGGUGGGGUGAGAGGGAGAGAGAGAAAAAAAGAAAGAGAUAAAACUCACUUCCCGUGACUCCUUACAGCACGCAGUGAGCGAAGCAGAGUUCGAGUGAAAUAGAGCUAGUGACUGCGAGAGAGUGAGUGAAUGAGACGGACAGAAGCAGAGGGAGAGAGAGAGAAAGCGGCGAGCUAAAGGAGAGAGAAGCGGAGGAAGAGACGGAAAGACAGAGAGAGAGAGAGAGAGCGCACGCGCGAGCGCGCCGAAGUGUGCGCACCUUUCUCGGUGGAGUGUACGUUCGUAUUUCGUUCGACACGAGUCGCACGUCGUCGACAGCCGAGCGACUAGCAGCACGUUGAAAAGACACCGUCGCUCUAGGGACAAAGUGAGACAGUGAGAGAGAAAGAGAGCGAGCGAGCGAGAGAGAGCACAGUGAACGCACGCACACAGCUACGCGCGUGCACACACAUAUAUACACUCGCAGUACUCGAUCCGCCGUUCUUUUCACUCACCGCUGUCCAGCGCGCACAAACUUGGCGACGCGCUUGUGUUUACACUGGAAGAACUGACUGGCCAUCACGACGACGAUGUACGCGAAAGGGAAAGGGUCGUCGGUGCCCUCGGACUCGCAAGCGAGAGAAAAGUUGGCUCUUUAUGUGUAUGAAUACUUAUUGCAUGUAGGUGCCCAGAAAGCAGCACAGACCUUUCUCUCAGAGAUUCGAUGGGAGAAAAAUAUUACACUUGGUGAACCACCUGGAUUUUUACACUCUUGGUGGUGUGUGUUUUGGGACUUGUACUGUGCAGCACCUGAAAGAAGAGACACUUGUGAACAUAGCAGCGAGGCCAAAGCUUUUCAUGAUUACGGAUUUGUGAACAGUGCUUACAACGUCAAUGGCAUUGCCCACAAUGCUGGACCGGCACCAUCUCCAAUCGGUCAAAUGGCACCAAAUGAUGGAAUGCCUGGUGGUCCUAUGCCUCCUGCUUUCUUCCCUAACAACUCGACAAUGCGACCAUCUCCGCCCACACACCCCUCAUCACAGCCAUCCCCCCAGCACCCCCAGCCACCCCCGCCCCCACACUCGCAGAUGAUGUCCACCCAGUUUAUGGGCCCCAGAUAUCCGGCAGGACCACGACCAGGAGUACGUAUGCCACAAAUGGGAAAUGACUUCAAUGGGCCACCAGGACAGCCAAUGAUGCCAAAUAGCAUGGAUCCUACUAGGCAAGGUCCGCCAGGAAUGAACCCCAUGAAUCCGAGAAUGAACCCUCCGCGAGGACCGGGUAUGGGUCCCAUGGGUCCUGGAAGUUACGGUCCAGGUAUGCGAGGUCCACCACCUAAUAGCACUUUGGGCCCGGGUGGGCCGGGAGGUCCUGGAAUGCCGCCAAUGAGUAUGGCCGCUCCGGGUGGCAGACAACAGUGGCAACCAAACACAUCUACGCCAAUGAAUUAUUCGUCGUCAUCGCCGGGUAACUAUGGAGGGCCUCCUGGAUCAACAGGUCCACCAGGACCUGGUACACCUAUCAUGCCUAGCCCACAAGAUAGCAGCAAUAGCGGAGGAGAAAAUAUGUAUACCAUGAUGAAGCCUGUACCUGGAGGAAAUAUGCCGGGUGACUUUCCAAUGAGUGGCGGGCCAGAAGGCGGUCCGAUGGGACCUAUGGGUCCUAACACGAUGGGUCCGGUUCUAAACGGCGAUGGUCUCGACGGAAUGAAGAACAGUCCAGCGAAUGGCGGUCCUGGCACACCACGGGAAGAUAGCGGCAGCGGAAUGGGUGAUUAUAAUUUGAGUGGAUUCGGAGCUCCAGGAGAAAACGAUCAGACUGAGUCGGCGGCCAUUCUGAAGAUCAAGGAGAGCAUGCAGGAAGAGGCGAAGAGGUUUGAAAAGGACUCAGAUCACCCUGAUUAUUUCAUACAAUAACUCUUCACGAGUCGUUGGACCCCCGAGACCAAAUUAACAGUUUAAUAGAUAAUGAAUCGAUUUCCUUUCUUCCUUAAUCUGAUAACUAUCCCUUUAUACACAUAUACACAAACACACACACACAUACGCGCGCGCGCGCCCAUAUCCCAGUCUCGCGCCGUAGAACCAUUUUUCCUACUCUCUCUUCGUUCUCUUCUCUCUCUCUCUCUCUCUCUCUCUCUCUCUCUCUCUCUCUCUCUCUUUUUCUCUUUUUAUCUCUUUUGGUCGCAUCUCUCUCGGUCUUGCCGUAACACUUUUUCUCUCCGUGUUACAUCUUCCUCUCCUCCCCGUCCCUCUCUCCGAGCACGGCGUUGAUCGAUGAGGAAAGGCGACCCUCCCGCGGAUGGGCGACCCGUCCCUCAUGUCGCGCGCUACAACGGCGAGGAGGACCGUGAUGUCAGUACGUGACGGACAGAGAGAGAACAUCGAUCCUGCGCGACUAUCACGCCGACCGACAUUUUCGCACAGUGUAAUGUUGUCAUGUGGACGUCGUUCGUUCGAGCAUGAAGACAUUUUGUCCGCCUGUUAACGCAAGGAACGCGGCAUUACCGUUCUCCACUCGAAGACAGACCGAAUGAACGAACGAACGAACGACGUUUUCGAUCGCGAUUCUUGUCCACUUUGCGCGACUAUUACCACUGUGAUGUGUGUCUCUCGUCGGGAAUAUAUCGAACCUUGUACACCCGAGAACAUUGGCGUUAUCCGAAUGGAUUAAUCGAGGCUUAUGAUUUUAAAUGGAGAGAGAGCGAGAGCUCUGUCUUGAAAAAAAGUCAAGGUAAGCUCGCUUAAAGGAGGAAAACAUUAUAGACGGUCAUUUUUAUGAAUUUUCUUAAAGAAAAUGACAAGCGUUACUAAUACAAAAUUUGUUUUAAUAAAUUGUUUAAAACAAAUUGUUCUAUUAAUAACGCUUAAUUUUCUUUAAAAUUUUCUUUAAUAAAAUUCGUAAAAAACUCUCAUUGUCCACCAUCUAUUGUGUUCUUUAUCAUUUUCAUUUGAGCCGCGAAGUUCGUUCGUUGCUCGUCGCGACCAGGUAGGAGGGUUCUCCUCGAACUAUGUCUCAUUUUACGGAGAACCCGUCGACAGCGCGCGACGUAGACCAGGCGUGGAGGAUCGCUCGUAUCGCGAAGGGGUUGCCGGAUAUCGUCGUUAAACUUAACUCCGACGCAAAGACGGCGAUCGAACGCGACGUGGACGACGAGAGGUUGCCGCUGAUCGAAAGAGAAAGAAUGGGAAGAGAACACUUGGCUGCGCGAAUAUGUGUAAAGAGUAUUACGACCACGAUUAUGAUUAGACGGAAGCUACACGCACGUCAUCCGGACGCUGGAGACUUUUAGUAUUCAAUCACGAUAGAGGACCAAAUUCGUUUCUACCGUACGAUAUAUACAUACAUAUACAUAUAUACACACAUAUAUAUAUAUAUAUAUAUAUAUAUACAUACAUGUAACACACACACGUACAUGCAUACGACACGCAUACGCAGGGUAUCCCAGACUUCCACAAUUGUUGUGGGAACAUAGAACGGGUUGAGUUGAACAUAAAAGUCAUAUAUCGUUUUGCGAUAAUCGUAGCAACAACCGAGGAAUUAAUUGUGUAAGAUCAAGGGAAAGCGUGCGCUGAAUGAUAGAGAGAGGAGCGAUCAAGCCGUAGCGCAAUAAUAUAACGCAUAGAUGCCGACGCGUGGCGAGUGGAAGAACAACGCGCCGCUGGAAUAUUGAACUGGAAAGCUAAAUUUUUCACCUGAACAUUUCGUCCGACCGAUCUUUUCGCGUCAUAUCGUGCUUCCUUAAGGGGAAUCGAUGACAAACUCCAAAAAUGUCCAUAACGUAAAAACAGCCACCCUCAUCCCCAUCAUCCUUCACCGCGGAACUCUUGACUACUGACGUCAGAAGCUAGGAAAUGUAUGUCCAAAAUUCCUGCAAAAUAUGUCACAAACAAAGAUAUAUCUAAACAAAUGACACAGUCGAUUAAGCAUACCGUUAAAAUACUCCGAACACUUUUCUCUUGCUUCAAGAAUCAAUAGAUAACCGUAAAAUUAACGUAACAUAUCGCUUAUAUCGUUGCGCUUAUAUCGCUGCGCUCUUACGUCUUAUAAUGCAAAAUGAUAUAGAAUUUUUAUGUUCACCUCAGUCCGUUCUACGUUCCCAUAAAAAUUGCGGAGCAGAGCCUGGGACACCUUAUAUAUGUAUAUAAUAUAUAUAUAUAUAUUUUUUUUUUUUUCUAUCGGCAUACGAUCGUCUCGUCACGGAUUUCCGGAAGCUUUGCAAAGGGAGAAAGAAGCGUGUGUCUCUAUUUGUCCGUAAUAACCGGUUACAAAGCACUUGCGCGCUGCGGAAUUUCGCGAUUGGCGACUUAGAUCUUUUCUUUCUUUUUUUUUGUAUCACAGUCACACGCACGGAUGACGUUUGAUUUACAAUCGCAAUUGUAUACGUUAGACUUCCUCCGCGAGAAAUGUAGCUCCAGUUGCGGACGCUUCCGUGCGCGGGAGCAUGCACGAUUGGAAAAAACGGUCGAACCGCCGCCGCCGCGUUUGAUCGAACCUUCGGUAUAUACCUUCGGCGAUAUAUACGUAUAGUUUAAUCGUAAUUUAGUACAUUUAACAGAGAAUAAUCUCGAGAAAUAUACACACACGUACGCACGCACGCACGCACGAAGUGCGUCCCAAGACUCUCCUUUGCAAUUUUUAUAAGAACGUAGAACGGACUGAGGUGAAUAUCUCAAGAUUUAUUAUGAAUAUCGUAAACGUAUGGAAUUUUUAUAUUCAUCUCAAUUCGUUCUAUAUUCCUACAAAAAUUGCAGAGGAGAGUCUGGGACACUCUGUGCGUGUGUGCAUAUACAUAUAUAUAUAUAUAUAUAUAUAUAUAUAUGUGUGUGUAUAUAUGUGUGUGUGUAUAUAUGUAUACACAUAUAUAAAGCUAGAUUAUAUAAAGGAUAAGAGUUAUUGUAUUAUUACAACGGGCAAUUAUGAUAAUUAGGAUUGUAAGGAGAGGAAAACGUAUUGUGAUAUCUUUUUAUAUUGUACAUUGUAGCGUUGCAGUUUUAAUUGACUAACUUAUUUCGACUUCUAAUUACGAUUGGACAUCGUUUGUUCGAACAUUGAACGCGCGGACGCACAGAUAUGUUAGCGGAGCUUUUUGUAUUAUAUUUGUCGGUCGAAUUGAACGAGAGAUGUUACUUCCGCUCUCGCACAGGCGACAAUUCGAUUCCAUUGUACAGCGUGCGGGCGUACAAUACUUUUACGAAAGCGAGUGAUUCUCUUGCAGAAAAUGUUCGUUCAUAAAGCAGAAUUGUGCGUAUUCCGGUCUUAAGUUUUGGAAUACCUUUUAUAAAACGAUAUUAGUGCGCAGGAAUAAAAAAGAAAAGAGAGAGAGAACUUUUCUCUACAACGAUCACUAUUAUCUUACAAGAUACGUUCUUAUCUUCGGUAUCUUGCCAGGUAAGUUACCGACUGUAAUUUAGUGUACUUGUAUACUAGCGCAUACUUGUACGACGGAUGCUGGCAAGACGAUUACACGCCCGAGUUUUUACACGCUUCGAUGCUUUGUAACCGGUCGUGCUGACGAUUGCUGGACCGCCGUUUUUAGCAAUACAAUAGUCAACGGUUGGGUCGAGUGCAACAUUAGUAGACAAUUUCGACUGUCGUAUACGAGAUCGCUGUCGGAUUUUAUACGCGAUGUGUUUCUCCUCCCUCCCCCCUCCUCCCUUUCAAACCAGCACUCCUCCCGACAAGCACCUUCGUUUCACUCUCCACGAUCUCCUGUCGCACGAUCCAGUGGAUGAUUUUGUACGGGUGACAAUUAGCAUGUAAGCAUUAACUAAGAUUGUUCGACUACUAUCUGUAGAAAAAGGAUAGAGACAUGAAAUAGCGACAUGGAAUACGAAAACUGUAUAAAACAGUCCGAUCGAUAUUGCGAAGUUUAAGGUUCCUCCUGGUCUCUCAACGCUUGAUUGUUGACUUCAGAAUAUAAAGUACGUCGAGAUAAAAAGAUAUAAAAAUAUGACAAUCGGUUGAGCACACUUCCAAGAUACUUCAAGCACCUUCCUUUUACUAUAACAAUCCAUAAAUAACCGUAAAAUUAACAUGACAAAAUAAAUGCAUGUCACGUUAAUUUUACGGUUAUCUAUUGAUUAUUGGAGCAAGAGAAGUGUUCGGAGUAUUUUAAUGGUAUGCUUAAUCGACUUAAUCGACUGUCAUUUGUUUAGGUAUAUCUUUCUUUGUGACAUAUUUUGCAGGAAUUUUGGAUAUAUAUUUCCUCGUUUCUGACGUCAGUAGUCAAGAGUUCUGCGGUGAGAGAUGAUGAGGAUGAGGGGAACUGUUUUUACGUUAUCGACAUUUUUGGAGUUUGUCAUCGAUUCUUCUUAAGGAAGCACGAUAUGACGCGAAAAGAUCGGUCGGACGAAAUGUUCAAGUGAAGAAUUUAGCUUUCCAGUUCUCGACAUUCUCGUUGUCAUCCUGUACGAUAUCGCGCAGUGAUUUGGAUAGCGAACAUGCAAUUUUACUUUUUUUAAGAGUGAAAAAGUGAAAAGUGAAGAGCUUUACGUGACCUCGAUAAUCUUAGCUCAUGUAUCUUUUCGAACAGUAGAAAUGUAAAACUUUUCAUUUUUCACGAGUUUACAUUAAAGGAAAAGAUGCAUAGUCGAUAUCCUGAAAUUACUAUAUUGUAUAAGUCCGUCGAGUUUCACUGAUGUAACAUUAAUCAUGAAUUAUAUAUGUAUAUAAUGUUUGUCAAGAGAGACUCUUAUCGUGUCCCAAGAGCAUCGUUCUCUUCGCGAGAUCGACGCAGCAUAGACACUAUCUCUCGAGAAUCGCAUUAACGCGCGACUAAUUACCUUUUAAGAGGAGAUAAGAGAAACACGAAAGAUGGCAAUCUCAAUCGCCUUGCUCUUUCUCUCUCUCCCCUCCUUCUCCCUUUCCCUUCCUUCCACUCUUUUCUCCACUCUUAGAUAUCAAACGACACUUUCAACAUGCGAUAUCCUGUAAAAUCCAAGAGGUGUCCCGCGACGACGCGUCCUCCGGAUAUUUAUUGAAUCUGUCCUUAGACAUACCUUUCAUGCUCCUUCCUUUUCCGCCUUUUCUUUGGAGUGUGUGACGGUAGUUUCACUCGAAAUGCGGGAAGCGUCUAAAAGCGAGAAGAGAAACACGUUUAACGAGGAACAAAGUUCGAACGAUCGAGUGCGAUGUGUCGCGACAGAAGGAUGUCGAUGAUGACUCGAGGUGUAUGUCGACGAUUCGAUCUUCGAGUUUUUUUUUUUAUCCUAUCGAGCAGGUAGGAUGCAAAUUGGAAUACCGUCAUUUUUCUCGAUUAGACCUUAUGUUACAUACGUCCUUGUAUAUGUAUAUCGCUAAGUUCUUAAAUGUAUGUAUUCGGACUUAA
Messenger RNA from Odontomachus brunneus, 8151 nucleotides. It is a transcript of the gene Ssdp, whose product is annotated as single-stranded DNA-binding protein 3. Gene Ontology annotation, cellular component: nucleus. Gene Ontology annotation, molecular function: single-stranded DNA binding; protein binding. The record is from RefSeq and is a predicted model, not a curated record. The transcript is spliced from 13 exons. NCBI's taxonomy places the organism in Eukaryota, Metazoa, Arthropoda, Insecta, Hymenoptera, Formicidae. Bases 1415 to 2740 code for a protein of 441 amino acids. Gene Ontology annotation, biological process: positive regulation of transcription by RNA polymerase II.